GUUUAACCAUACACAGUUACGACAGUAGCCGAAAUUCUUCGUACAAUACUUUACGACGCAUGCGUCAACUGUACUAUCUAAAACAUGGCGAUGCCACAAUAAUAAGUCCAGAAUAAUGAGUAAAGGUGGAUUUUCUUGUGUGAUGUGUAAAAACAUAUCUGGACGAAAUGCAGGAGUAAAGUUUUUUCGUUUUCCAAAAAAUCCAGAAAUGUCUGAAUUAUGGAUUAAAGCUUGCAAUCGUACAAUUAAUAGAACAACUGAAGAACUUUAUAAGAAUUAUCGAAUUUGUAGUGCUCAUUUCGAUGAUAACAUGUAUCUUAAUGAUAUAAAAACUAGACUUCUUCCUAGAGCUAUACCAAAUGUAACACAGACCACGUCAAAUUCUACAGCAAUUCCAAAUUGUGACAUUAUUUCAAGAGAGAAUAUAGAAUUUACGCAGAAGCUUCAUCAAGAAUCAGAAAUAAAAACAAAUAAAUCAUUACUUGAACAAAUGAAUGUAGGUGGAAGCAAGAAUUCAAGUAAGUUUUAAUUAAAUAUAGUAUAAACAAUAAU
Messenger RNA from Wasmannia auropunctata (little fire ant), 552 nucleotides. RefSeq lists its product as uncharacterized. The transcript has 4 exons. NCBI's taxonomy places the organism in Eukaryota, Metazoa, Arthropoda, Insecta, Hymenoptera, Formicidae. Gene Ontology annotation, molecular function: sequence-specific DNA binding. The coding region runs from base 116 to 529 and encodes 137 amino acids. The record is from RefSeq and is a predicted model, not a curated record.